AUCAUUAUAUGAAUAAGGCUGGAUACCAGAUUUCUUGGAAGAUAAAACGCAACAUGGAUCCUAGCAAUGAUUAUCAGUUCCUUCAUGAUAUUCUGGGGAAAACUGUGAAAAUCACCCUGAAAUGUGGCACAUUUCAGGGAGUGCUACAACAUGUGGAUUCCUGCCAAAGUAUCUUUCUGAAUAGAGUCAAGAAUUUGGAAAGUGGCAGACAAGCACCAGGAGUAAAGAUGUUUUUUGGUCAUGAAAUUCUUAAUGUGGAAUUGCUUGAUGACCUAGAACAAUGUGCUGGAAGACAGACAACUCCCACCAUGCCCAGGGAAAUUGCAACUACGGAAAAAUCUGCUGUGGAUGGGGGAGAAGCAUCAAAACAAAGCACUGAGAAUUCUGAUGUCAUGUCACAAGAGAAGCAACAGCUGAGUUUGCAUAACAUCAAAUAUACCUUUCCAGAUGAAAACAAAGGGAAGGACAUAGAAUAUGUUGUUAUUGAUCAGUUCCAGAGGAAAUUUGGUUCUGCUAUGAUACACAUCAAAAAGCAAAGUGUAUGUAGUAUAGCAGCAGAAGGUGUGAAUCUGUGCCGUCAUGGAAAGCUCUCUUGGCUGCAGGUUGCAACAAAGAGUCAUAUUUUUCUAUUUGACAUUUUCAUACUGGGAGCUCAAGUGUUCAAAAAUGGACUCCAAAUGAUACUAGAAGAUAAGAACAUUUUGAAAGUUAUCCAUGACUGCCGGUGGCUUUCUGAUUGUCUUUACCACCAGUAUGGAAUUGCGCUCUCUAAUAUUUUUGACACACAGGUUGCUGAUGUCUUGCAGUUUUCAAUGGAAACAGGUGGCUUCCUUCCCCACCGCAUCAGCACUUUGCAGGAAUGCUUAAUGCAAUACCUGGGAAUGUCCUACAAGUCUGUGUCUUUCAUGGAACAAAGGCAGUGUGCAGUUAAGAAAAAUCCUGAGGUAUGGUUUAUGAGACCCCUUCCACCAGCAUUGCUCAAUGUAUUAGCUCUGGAAACGGCAUACCUCCUCCCUCUCCGCUUGAAGCUUCUUGAUGAAAUGAUGUCCGAUUUAACAACUUUGGUGGAUGGAUACCUAAAUGCAUUUCGGGAAGGAUCUGCAGACUCUCUUGGGAGCACUGAGAUUUCCUGCAUGGAGCUACCACAAGAGCUAAGAAAAUUGGCAGAUGUUCAGAAGGUACGAAGACAGAAUGCUGUGCAGAAGUUUCAGCUGAAUGAGGAUGGUUUCCUUCUCAGAAAACAAGUAGCAUAAUCUGAAACAUUCCAUGCAACUUCUAUCCAUCUCUGGGACCAAGUCAGUCAGAACAAUUCUGAAAAAGAAAAGCAGAAAAUAUAUUUGUUAUAAUUAGGGGAAUCAAAAUUUGUAGUAAUAUAGAAUCUGAAAUUAGAAACAAGAGGCCCAAAUGAUUCUGCUUGUUGUAAAUCAGAAUUUGAAGAGACUGAGCUGAAUUUGAAGUGCCUGCCUUCAACAUUCAAAACAAACAAAAGAUGUGUUGCUUUAGAAGGAGAAAACAGACAGUGAUUAACAAAAGACAAGCAUGGAGAAAUGAAAGCUCCUUCUACUUCUGGCCUUUUACCUUCAAAAAAUUAACAGUUCUCAGUUCUUAUUUAAAGCUGUUUAAGAUUGCUUUUGAAUCCUGUAGAGCCAUCUUGUCCAGAGCCAUGUAGCAGAAUCCCUUUUUUAAAUGCAAGACAAUUAUCCACAGGUUACUGUAACACUUAAGGGGGAAGAAAGUGAUUCAAUACUUCACUUUGCUCUAUGUUCAGAAUUUCGCUACUGGCUGUCAACCUCAAGAAGUGGAACAAAAUAGCAGGAACUGUUUCUGUUAGAACCUCUGUGUUUCCAACCAUACUGGAAGACUUCCAUUAUGAAACACAGAAGCAUUUGUGGUAUUCAGUGUUCCUUAUCUUGCUGCUGUGUGGACCCACCUCAUGUAAACACAAUGGAUGUAACUGGCAUUAUUAAUAUUUCUGUAGAUAAGUCCCAUAUUUUGAGAGUAUUGCAAAGGACUACUGAGCUAUGUUAAAUCAGAAUAUCCCAAAUUGUACAACUAUGUCUGAAGUUAAUGUUUCCAGUACUGUUUGGGUGUGGGGAGGAGUUUUCGCCCCUUGUUUAUGCAACAUAUUACAUUAAUUUUUAAAAAUAACUGUGGAGACACUCACUUGUCCUAUGCAUUUGCAUUGCUGGAUGCCUAUAAAGUAUUGGCCUGGGAUAGUUGGCUGUUUACCCAUAAUACAAAAUGUGCAGCAAUGUAUUUGGAACAGAUGUUCCACUGAGAUUGUGAAAUUGUCUCGACAGCAAUACAAGGUUUGUUUAUUGCGCACUUUCCAAAAGGUUAGCUAUGUUAGCUUGUUGCAGCAAAAACAACAGACUUUUGGCAUUGUACAGAUUUAAAUUUGGAAAAUGUUAUAGUCUUUAAGAUGUCAAAAUACUGUCAUGUUUAUUGUACAAAGUAUUAAUGGAAAUCUAAUAUUUGUACAGUAUGACCUUAUAUGAAGGGAACAGAGAGCUGUUUUUUCUAAUAAAAACUACAGCCUCUUCCUAAUCUCUACUCUGAGGAAAGUUUGACUGCAGUUGAACAUAGAUGCAAGUAUGGAAGCACGUUAUAAGCAUAAUAUGUAUAAAGUCUGUUAAAAAACUGCAUGAACUACACUGCAUGAAAUGUUGUUUUCAAUUACUGUGUUCCAGGUUUCAAAAAUAACUUUCUUUUGUUUGGAAAAAAAGAGAUGAAAAAGGGUCUUGAAUCAAGUAGCAUAAUAGCAAUAAAACUAUAUUAAGCAUGUGAUCUGAAAUUUGCUUAUUUGAACACAGGCUUAACAUGGGGGAGGUGUAGAUUUGAGCAA
Varanus komodoensis (Komodo dragon) is the source of this 2845-nucleotide messenger RNA. It is a transcript of the gene EXD1, whose product is annotated as exonuclease 3'-5' domain containing 1. Gene Ontology annotation, molecular function: 3'-5' exonuclease activity; nucleic acid binding. The transcript has 12 exons. Lineage: Eukaryota; Metazoa; Chordata; Lepidosauria; Squamata; Varanidae. The record is from RefSeq and is a predicted model, not a curated record. Bases 9 to 1253 code for a protein of 414 amino acids. Gene Ontology annotation, biological process: nucleobase-containing compound metabolic process.